Molecule: messenger RNA, 2042 nt
Organism: Phycomyces blakesleeanus NRRL 1555(-)
Lineage: Eukaryota; Fungi; Mucoromycota; Mucoromycetes; Mucorales; Phycomycetaceae
Exons: 5
Coding region: 1-1992 (663 amino acids)
Cellular component (GO): cytosol
Molecular function (GO): AMP binding; acetyl-CoA synthetase activity
Source: RefSeq, a predicted model, not a curated record
AUGCUCGAUAAAACCACCAUUGACGGACAGGAGGAUAUUGUCACCCACCCAGUCCCCAAGCGCCUCCUCAACUCAGCAGAAUGCCCUACACCUCAUGUCAACUCUCUUGAACAGUACAAGUCAAUGUGGAAAGAGAGUGUCGAACAACCCGAGAAGUUCUUUGGAAAUCUUGGUCGUGAGCUUUUGUCCUGGAGCAAGCCUUUCGAGACUGUCCAGUAUGGUUCCUUUGAGGCUGGAGAUGUAGCCUGGUUCUUGGAGGGUGAACUUAACGCAUCGUACAACUGUGUUGAUCGUCACGCUUUCAAGAACCCCGAUAAGAUUGCCAUCAUCCAUGAAGGCGAUGAACCCGAUCAGGUCCGCCGUAUCACUUAUGGUGAGCUUCUUAGAGAGGUCUGUCGCAUGGCCAACGUCCUCAAGGGCCUCGGUGUACGCAAGGGUGAUCCCGUUGCUAUCUACAUGCCCAUGAUUCCCGAGACCAUUGUCGCCAUCUUGGCAUGUGCCCGUAUUGGUGCUAUCCACUCUGUUGUCUUUGCUGGUUUUUCUGCCGAGUCACUCCGUGAUCGUGUUGUCGACUGUGCUACCCGUGUCGUACUGACUUCCGAUGAAGGCAGACGUGGUGGAAAGAACAUUGCCACCAAGUGCAUCGUUGACGAGGCUCUCCGUGACUACGAGAAUCACUCUGUCGAACAUGUCCUCGUCUUCCGUCGCACCGGAUCCCCAGUUCCCUGGGUUCAAGGACGCGAUGUCUGGUGGCAUGAGGAGAUGGCCAAGGCACGUACUUUCUGCUCUCCUGAGCCCAUGAGUGCUGAAGAUCCUCUCUUUUUGCUCUACACUUCUGGAUCCACUGGUACCCCCAAGGGUAUUUUGCACACCACUGGUGGCUAUCUUUUGGGUGUUGCUGCCACAGUCAAGUACAUCUUUGAUUACCAGGAGAAUGAUAUCUACGCUUGCAUGGCUGAUAUUGGAUGGGUUACUGGACAUUCUUACAUUGUUUAUGGUCCUCUCACUCUUGGUGCUACCACAGUUCUAUUCGAAUCUACCCCAACAUACCCCAACCCCUCUCGCUUCUGGCAACUGAUCGAGAAGCAUAAGAUUACCCAGUUCUACACCGCACCUACAGCUAUUCGUGCUCUGCAGCGUCUUGGAGACCAGUGGCUGGAUAACAUUGAUAUGUCAAGCCUGCGUGUACUUGGCUCUGUAGGUGAACCUAUUAACCGUGAAGCCUGGGAUUGGUACAACGAGAAGGUUGGUAAGGGUAGAUGUGCUGUUGUAGAUACCUACUGGCAAACCGAGACUGGUUCCAUCAUUGUCAGUCCUCUUCCCGGAGCUACUCCCACAAAGCCUGGAUCUGCCACUCUUCCCUUCUUUGGUAUUGACCCCGUAUUGCUUGAUCCUACUACCGGCAAGGAGUUGACUGCCACCGGCCAAACCGGUGUUCUUGCCAUCCGCAAGCCAUGGCCCUCAAUGGCUCGCUCUGUCUACAACAACCACAGCCGUUUUGUUGAGACUUAUCUCAAGCCCUACCCCGGUUACUAUUUCACAGGUGAUGGUGCUCUCCGUGAUGAUGAUGGUUAUAUCUGGAUUCGUGGACGUGUUGAUGAUGUUAUCAAUGUUUCUGGUCACCGUCUCUCCACCUCUGAGAUCGAAUCUGCUCUCGUUAACCAUGAGGCUGUUGCCGAGUCUGCUGUUGUUGGUGCCCAUGAUGAUUUGACCGGCCAAUGUAUCCAUGCUUUCGUUUCUCUGAAGCCCCAUAUUCAGAUCGCUGAUGGACUCGAAAAGGUUCUGACUUUGCAAGUUCGCAAGACUAUUGGUCCCUUUGCUGCCCCUCGUCGCAUCUACAUUGUCAGUGACCACCCCAAGACUCGUUCUGGAAAGAUCAUGCGCCGUAUUCUUAGAAAGAUCGUUAACGGAGAGCACGACCAACUCGGUGAUAUCUCUACCCUGGCUGAUCCUUCGAUUGUUGCUGUAUUGAUCAACAAGGUUCACGGUUAAACACAGAAGCAAAUAUAUAUAUAUAAUAUAUAGAGAUAAAAAAACAGGAC